This is a messenger RNA of Neurospora tetrasperma FGSC 2508, 3462 nucleotides long. RefSeq lists its product as uncharacterized. The coding region runs from base 1 to 3408 and encodes 1135 amino acids. NCBI's taxonomy places the organism in Eukaryota, Fungi, Ascomycota, Sordariomycetes, Sordariales, Sordariaceae. Gene Ontology annotation, molecular function: histone acetyltransferase activity. The transcript is spliced from 4 exons. The record is from RefSeq and is a predicted model, not a curated record. Gene Ontology annotation, biological process: regulation of DNA-templated transcription.
AUGGCCGACGAACAGCUCAGGGCGGAGGAGCUGCAGCAGAGCGUCAUGAUGUCGGAACACCAGGCUGAGGCCAGUACCGCUGACGGGGACGUCGCAAUGGUCGACCAAGUCACUAUUACCUCCGAGAUGUCCAACAUCAUCGCCAAGCCCGAGCCUAGCGAGGCCGACGAAGACCAAGAGAUGCACGAUGCACAGGAAGAGAACGACCACCACGACGAGGAAAUGGGCGAAGGCGACGAUGCCGAACACUCGGACCAAGGCAGCCACGACGGCCAUGAUGACCACGACCACCACGAAGACUCCGGUGAUGAACACGGCGAAGAAGAGGAACACGACGGUGAAGACCCCGAGGGGUUCGAUGAAGAUGCCGAAGGAGACGAGGGCGACUCCGUCCACUCCGAGGAACAUACCUCGCAACAACACCUACCAAGCGUGGAGGAGGACCAUGACGAUGAUGAGGACGACGAUGACGAGGGUGUCGGAGCCGUCAAAAUAAAACCGGGUGACACUGACCAUAGCGAAAGUGAAAGCGGGGAGGAGGAAGACGACCAUUCCAAGACGAAGACCACGACCCGGCCGAGGAAUUCGAGGAGUAUCUUGCAUGUGCUGGAUGUGGAGACAACGUGUGCAAGGGAAGCGAAUGCGUUGCCCAGUGAUCAAGCACUCGACGCCUGGAAAUGUCCGAAUUGCGCCAGUGAAGAAGGGUCACAAACCGCCGCGGGGAAGAAUCACGAGCCGACGCAGGUGAACGGGACGGAAACCAUUACCCACCCCACCACACGCCGAGCGUCAGCACCCAAACUGGCUAGGGACCUUCUGCCUCCUCAAAAACACACAAACCCGGAUUCCCACUCCGUCUUCAACCAACUCGUGCUGGACGAGGAUCCUAUGGAUGGAUCUCGCGUACUUAGGAAACGUAAGACGUCUUCAGUAGAACCCCCAGAGCACAUAAUUAGCCUUAGGAAGCGACGCCGGAACACCGUGGGCACCGAAGAAGAACCCGAUGAGAGCACAGCCGGCCACGACGAACAAGCGAGGCCGACCUCGGCCCGGUCAUUGCGAAUUAAGAUCUCCAAUCCUGCAGCCCCGGUCAACAUCGUCAAGAAGACACGAAGUAGCAUCUUGCUGCGCAUGCGUGUAGAUCCCACCAAGUUACAGCAGAUAACAUCGCAACCACCCAAGGGGAACAGCAAGCGAUCAAGUCGGUCUGCUCGAUCAGGUCGAUCCGGCCGUUCAGGACGGUCUGGGCGUAAAACGUUAGGAAGGUCAGGUCGGUCGCGCAGGGCGGCCGCAGCAGCUGAUGCAAUGGAACCUUCCACGGCACCGUUCGCUAGCACAAGCUAUACCCAACCAUUUUAUUCCUUCUACGAUAAGGAGACGGAUGAACUCAAAGGAAAGCCAUACGGUGGCAUCCUCACCGACGCCGAGGCGGAUACGUCCAAGACACUACCUCAACCCGAGGAUCGUCGGCGUUUCGAUGAAGCGAAGCAAAUGGCCGAGGAGGAAUGGCGACAACGACUCUUGAAGAUGCAAGCCGAGAUCGAAGCACCAGUCAAGAAGUCCAAGAAGACGGCCGGUCCAGCCAGCCAAAUCGAGUGCAUCGAGUUCGGAGGCUGGGAGAUCGACACAUGGUAUGCCGCACCGUAUCCCGAGGAAUACAGCAGGAACCGGGUUCUAUAUAUCUGCGAAUUCUGCCUCAAGUACAUGAACUCCGACUAUGUGGCAUGGAGACAUAAGCUUAAGUGCCCCGCAAAACAUCCACCAGGCGACGAGAUUUAUCGCCAUGGCUCGAUAUCCGUCUUCGAGGUCGACGGACGCAAAAAUCCGGUCUACUGCCAGAAUCUCUGCUUGCUGGCCAAGCUCUUCCUUGGGUCCAAGACCCUCUAUUACGACGUGGAGCCAUUUCUCUUCUACGUCCUCUGUGAAUAUGACCAAUAUGGCUACCAUUUCGUCGGAUACUUUUCCAAGGAAAAGCGCGCGAGUAGUCAGAACAACGUCUCGUGUAUUCUCACCUUGCCUAUCCACCAACGAAAGGGAUACGGCAAUCUCCUGAUCGACUUCUCCUAUCUCCUCACCAGGGUCGAGCAAAAGACUGGCUCCCCAGAAAAGCCUCUUUCCGACAUGGGCCUCGUGUCUUACCGGAACUACUGGAGGUUGGUGAUGUGCAAAUAUCUCCUUGAGCACUGCUCCAGUGAUCCCAAGGAGAAGAAAGGUCUGAGUAUCAAGAAGAUCUCCGAUGACACGGGCCUCACGCCAGACGACGUCAUCUCAUCAUUGGAGGGCUUGAGAUGUUUGGUGCGCGAUCCCCAGACCCAACUUUAUGCCUUCCGCGUCGACCUACCUUACUGCCGGGAGUACGUCGCAAAGUGGGAGGCCAAGAAAUACGUUCAGCUGGAACCAAAAGCCCUCACAUGGACUCCUUACGUUAUGGGCCGGAGCAAUGCCACGAACUUUGAGCUUGGGCCAGCACUAAACGCCAUCGCCCCUAGGGAGGACGACGAGACCAAGCCAACGGUUGAGGAAGGAACCGUCCUCAACGGUGAUGCUUCUCAGCCUGACGGUCUGGCAAACCAGGUCGAAAAGAUGGAGAUUGACACCUCAGCUCCAACCAUUCUCGAGUCAACCGAGCCCAACGAGCUGGGUAUCAUCCAGCCCGAAGUUAUCUCCCCUCGAUCCGUCCUUAAAACCAACGGUCUCUUUCCCAACGGCUCCGUCCACGGCUCCGUCCACCCUAACGACGACCACGACCGGAAAGCUAAGACCGAACCGGACGCCGAUGGCGAAGAUAAAGAGAACCCCGACGACUGGAUGGCCCAAUAUGAGGGUAUCCCGCCUACUCGCUUCGAGGUCGUUCCACCGGUCAACACUUCCCGGCGCGGAGCCGGCGUCGACCGCAUCCGAAACACUGUUGCCCGCCUACCAGCCGUCCGCACCAACAGCGGCAGCGCCGCCCGGCCACGAAACCCUCGCCGUACGAGCGGUGUCCGCCGCGUAUCUUCGGCCAUCAAGCCCCGCAGUAGCAGCAGCAGCAAGCGCAAAGCAGGUGGCACCGGUCGCGGGCCUGGCCGUUGGCCCAAGGGUACCAAGAAGAGCGACUACGGUAACGCCGAGAGUGGCCCGGGUUUUCCUCCUGGUUGGCUGGCGAAGCAGAAAUCGCUCGAUUCUACGACGCCGAAGAAGGAGGGCGAGGAAGGGAUGAGGGAUACGGUGCAUGUUACCCCUACUGCGGAGAGCGCCGCCGGUUACAACAUGAGCGGUAGUGGCAGUGGGAGUGGGAGCCGGAGUGCUAACUCUUCUGGCGCGAACGGAAACGGAGAGGACGCUGGGAGUGCCGAUAACGGCGACAGCUUCAAUGGCGGCGGAGAAGACGAACAAGCAGAUAUUACCAUGAAGGAUGACGACAAUUAGGAAUCAGUAGCGUUAUCAUGGAGGCCGGAGAUGACGAUAAGAGGAACAGGAAGU